Molecule: messenger RNA, 4276 nt
Organism: Rattus rattus (black rat)
Lineage: Eukaryota; Metazoa; Chordata; Mammalia; Rodentia; Muridae
Gene: Lig3
Product: DNA ligase 3
Exons: 20
Coding region: 125-3133 (1002 amino acids)
Biological process (GO): DNA recombination; double-strand break repair via alternative nonhomologous end joining; lagging strand elongation
Cellular component (GO): DNA ligase III-XRCC1 complex
Molecular function (GO): DNA binding; ATP binding; zinc ion binding
Source: RefSeq, a predicted model, not a curated record
UUCAAGGACCCGUAUUUAAAGAGACAGGAGGUCUAGUCAUCGUACAAGGCCCGUGGCCUUGUGGGCUCCUGGUCCGGUGGCCGGUGCGGAGCGUCAGAGCCAGGGCAGCCGAGAAGGCAGCUAUAUGACUUUGGCUUUUAAGACCCUCUUCCUGAGAAACCUCUGUGCCCUUGGCAGAAAAGAACUGUGCCUGUUUUCAGAACAGCAUCACUGGCCUGCCAUAAGACAGUUCAGCCAGUGGUCGGAAACAAAUCUCCAUUGUGGGUGCUGCCUCCUCCAGAGAAGAAAGCCUGUCCUAUCUUUCCAGAGAGGUCAUCUAAGACCACGUGCCACCCACCUUAUUUCGUGGUCAGGGUCGCAUGUGGGACUCUGUACUGGCCCCUGUGAGAUGGCCGAACAGCGGUUCUGUGUGGACUAUGCCAAGCGGGGCACAGCUGGCUGCAAGAAAUGCAAGGAGAAGAUUGUAAAGGGCGUAUGCCGCAUUGGCAAAGUGGUACCCAAUCCCUUCUCAGAGUCUGGGGGCGAUAUGAAAGAGUGGUACCACAUUAAGUGCAUGUUUGAGAAACUGGAGCGGGCGCGGGCCACCACAAAAAAAAUUGAAGACCUCACAGAGCUGGAAGGCUGGGAAGAGCUGGAAGAUAAUGAAAAGGAACAGAUAAGCCAGCACAUUGCAGACCUGUCUUCCAAGGCAGCUGCCACACCGAAGAAGAAAGCUACUGUCCAGGCUAAGCUGACAACCACUGGCCAGGUGACAUCACCAGUGAAAGGCGCUUCGUUUAUUACCAGUACCAAUCCCCGGAAAUUUUCUGGCUUUUCAGCAGCCAAACCCAACAACUCUGAGAAAGACCCCUCAAGCCCUGCUCCUAAGACCAGUCUGUCCGCAAGUAAAUGUGACCCUAAGCACAAAGAUUGUCUACUACGAGAAUUCCGGAAGCUGUGUGCCAUGGUAGCUGAAAAUCCUAGCUAUAACACCAAGACCCAGAUCAUCCACGACUUCUUGCAGAAAGGCUCCACAGGAGAUGGCUUCCGAGGCGAUGUGUACCUGACAGUGAAGCUGCUGCUGCCUGGUGUCAUCAAGAGUGUGUACAACUUGAAUGAUAAGCAGAUAGUGAAACUGUUCAGCCGAAUUUUUAACUGCAACCCAGAUGAUAUGGCCCGGGACCUAGAACAGGGUGACGUGUCAGAGACGAUCAGAGUCUUCUUUGAGCAGAGCAAGUCUUUUCCCCCAGCUGCCAAAAGCCUCCUCACCAUCCAGGAAGUGGAUGCAUUUCUUCUGCACCUCUCCAAGCUCACCAAAGAGGAUGAGCAGCAGCAGGCCCUGCAGGACAUUGCUUCCAGGUGUACAGCCAAUGACCUUAAGUGCAUUAUCCGGCUGAUCAAACACGAUCUGAAGAUGAACUCGGGUGCAAAACACGUGUUAGAUGCCCUUGACCCCAAUGCUUAUGAAGCCUUCAAAGCAUCACGCAACCUGCAGGAUGUGGUGGAGCGGGUCCUUCACAAUGAGCAGGAGGUGGAGAAGGACCCAGGCCGGCGUCGGGCUCUGAGUGUCCAGGCCUCAUUGAUGACACCUGUGCAGCCCAUGCUGGCUGAGGCCUGCAAGUCCAUUGAGUAUGCAAUGAAGAAGUGUCCCAAUGGCAUGUUCUCUGAGAUCAAGUACGAUGGUGAGCGAGUCCAGGUGCAUAAGAAGGGAGACCACUUCAGCUACUUCAGCCGCAGUCUCAAGCCUGUCUUGCCUCACAAGGUGGCCCACUUUAAGGACUAUAUUCCCAAAGCGUUUCCUGGGGGUCAAAGCAUGAUCUUGGACUCUGAAGUGCUCCUGAUUGAUAACAACACAGGCAAACCACUGCCCUUUGGGACCCUGGGAGUACACAAGAAAGCUGCUUUCCAGGAUGCUAAUGUCUGCCUGUUUGUUUUUGAUUGUAUCUACUUUAAUGAUGUCAGCUUGAUGGACAGGCCUCUCUGUGAGCGACGGAAGUUUCUUCAUGAUAACAUGGUUGAAAUCCGUAACCGGAUCAUGUUCUCAGAAAUGAAGCAAGUCACAAAAGCUUCAGACCUGGCUGACAUGAUAAACCGGGUGAUCCGAGAGGGCCUGGAAGGUUUGGUGCUAAAGGAUGUGAAGGGUACAUAUGAGCCUGGAAAACGACACUGGCUGAAAGUUAAGAAAGACUAUUUGAACGAGGGGGCCAUGGCUGAUACAGCUGAUCUGGUGGUUCUUGGGGCCUUCUAUGGGCAAGGGAGCAAAGGUGGAAUGAUGUCCAUCUUCCUCAUGGGCUGCUAUGACCCCGACAGCCAGAAGUGGUGCACUGUUACAAAAUGUGCUGGAGGCCAUGACGAUGCCACACUUGCCCGCCUGCAGAAGGAGCUGGAUAUGGUGAAGAUUAGCAAGGAUCCUAGCAAGAUACCCAGCUGGCUGAAGAUCAACAAGAUCUACUAUCCUGACUUUAUCGUCCCAGACCCAAAGAAAGCUGCUGUGUGGGAGAUCACAGGAGCAGAAUUCUCUCGAUCUGAGGCGCAUACUGCUGAUGGGAUCUCCAUCCGAUUUCCUCGAUGCACCCGAAUCCGGGAUGACAAGGACUGGAAAUCUGCCACUAACCUCCCCCAACUCAAGGAACUGUACCAGCUGUCCAAGGACAAGGCAGACUUCGCUGUGGUGGCUGGAGAUGAGGGGAGCUCCACUACUGGAGGCAGCAAUGGUGAGAAUGAGGGCACUGCUGGGUCUACUGUGCCCCGCAAGGGCCCCAAGGGACCCCCCAGUAAGUCCUCUGCCAGUGCCAAGAAGACUGAACAGAAGCUGAAUGAUCCCGGUAGCAGAGGUGGAGAGAAGCUGGCUGUGAAGUCUUCUCCUGUCAAAGUGGGGAUGAAGAGGAAAGCUGCUGAUGAGACCCCAGGCGUGACAAAGGCGCUGUUGGAUGUCUUCACUGGGGUGAGGCUCUACUUGCCACCUUCUACACCAGACUUCAGACGGCUCAAACGUUACUUUGUGGCAUUCAACGGGGACCUGGUACAGGAAUUUGACAUGGCCUCAGCCACACAUGUGCUGGGUAACAGGGACAAGAACACUGAUGCCCAGUUGGUCUCUUCAGAGUGGAUUUGGGCAUGCAUCCGGAAACGGAGGCUGGUAGCUCCCUGCUAGGACUUUGCUUUUCCUGCUAACUCUACCGACACACGAGGCUCAGCCCAACGGGUAGAGGCCUGUUCGCCAAGCAGCGCACCUUCUCACACCCUCCGCCUCUUUAUGGUCUCUUCUGGAUCGGGAGUUAGCUGCUGUGGACACAAGCAGUUUAAUUGGAUCUUCCCAGGUGCUAGCUUUGUCUGAGGUGCUGAUGACCAACUUAAACCCUCAAUCACACUAGGCACAGCACUCUGCCACUGAACUACAGCUUUAUAAAUAAGAAAUGGGGAUCAGAAGUUCAAGGCUAGCCUCGGGUAAGAAUUUGAACAAGAAUAAGCAUACUUUCCCCCACUGGUCCCAUCUAGUGUUCCUCAGUGACGAAGGAAUGCUGAGCGGAAUCUACUUCCUGUGCUCCUUGCUUCCACGUGCAUCUUAAAGGUGUAUUUAAACUGUUCUCAAACACUUCUUAUACGUGGCAAAACCUUUAUUAUGUCUGGUCCAAACCCCCAUGUGAAAGAACAAAGUGGUCUCCAAAUUUCCAGGUCAUUGCCUGGAGGGAGAGCUGACAUCUACAGGAAAGUGUCCUCCUUGGAGACAGAGGCUCCUUGAAGGUGAAUUUGCCUCCUCAAAAUCUGACUACUCUCAGGAGCACAGGUCCAUAGCUGGGGAAAUCUACACACCCUGCCUACCAAGGUUGGCUUCUAUGCCAUGUGUGGCAGAUGUCCUUGAAGGGGAAAGAAAAUGAUUUCUGUGUAUAACUGCACACAAGGGGUAUUUUGCCACAGUGGAAGUGUCCUAAACUAAGCCUCAUCUGAUUGUCAAGCCCUUGAAAUGGGACUAGUGUGACUGGCGAAAGCCAUAAACAUUUCAAGACAUCUUCAAAUGGUCUCAAGUUACCAGUGACAUCACAUCAUCUGAGUAUCAGUUCCUCAAGAGGAAUGGGCAGUCACUGUUGCCAAAUCACUGGGCAGCUGCCAGUAACCUCAGACACCUUGUUGAAGGCAUGCAACACGGAGCCUGGUAAAGAUAUUAUCCAGGAGGAGGCCUAGCUUACACCUCACUUGUUAAAAGUUCACAUUUGGGUCUAAGCACGGAACUGUAGUAGACCGCCUUGUCUAUGUUGUGCCACCUCUUGAAGAGCAGCUCUGUUCUUAUUAACUCAGC